Molecule: messenger RNA, 1299 nt
Organism: Strongyloides ratti
Lineage: Eukaryota; Metazoa; Nematoda; Chromadorea; Rhabditida; Strongyloididae
Product: CAP domain-containing protein
Exons: 2
Coding region: 1-1299 (432 amino acids)
Source: RefSeq, a predicted model, not a curated record
AUGCCUUCUACAAAAAUAAAAACAAAAGGUAAUUAUGGAAGUGAUAAAAGUAGUGGUAGUAGUACAGGAACAGAAGAAACAAUUGAACAAAAAAAUUAUAAUGAUUUACCAGCAUACACAAUUGUUAAAAGAAAAUACAAAAAUAAUAUUGUUUAUAUUUGUAAUGGUCAAUAUUUCCAUUCUUUAAGAGCUGCUCAAGAAUGUCUCAAAAAAUUAAAUAAUGGAAAAGAAAUUAUUUCAGAUAAAUCUUCAAAUACAAAUAGUGAAAGUUCAUCGGAUGUAAAUAGAAAAUCAAAUAGUACAUCAUCCAAUAUGUCGAGUGAUUCUUCAAGUUCAAAUUCUAAAACAAGUUAUAAAGAAUAUGCUCCAAAAAGAUCAUUUAAAUUAGAAAAAGAAUUUAUACCAGCUCCUGAAUUAAUUAAUAAUUAUUCUACAAAAAAAUAUAUUUUAAAUCGGAGACGUUUAUUACGUUCUUCUACACCAAGAUCUCCUGAAAAUUCAUUUAAAAUACGCCAACAAGCUGCACAAGAAAAACAUAUUAAAAGAAUCUCUGGACAACGAUCUCCUGCAAAAAUAGCAAAUAUAGAUACAUUUUCUUCAACUAUUAAAAGAGUUAAAUAUUUACCAAGCCCAAAUAGUAUUAUAAGACAUAUUUCAAAAGAAAGAAUAUUAUCUGAUUCAAUGUCAUUUAGACCAAGAAAUAGAAAAUAUACACUUUAUACUAAAACAUCUAAUCCAGAAUAUGAAUUAUAUGAAAAAUUUAAUAUUGAUAGUGUUGUAGGUAAAGAUCCAUUUAGUAAUAGAAUAUGGCAUGCAAUAUGGGAUAGUUGUAAUUAUAAAUGUUUUUCAUUAAAUAAUUAUAGACAAUUUAGAACAAGAUUAUUUACUGAAAUAAAUAUAUAUAGAAGGCAUCAUAAUGUAAAACCAUUAGUUGAAAAUACAAAACUUCAUAUAUUAAGUGAAAGGCAUGCAAGAAGAAUAGCAUAUGAAAAAACAUUAAGAAGAGACACAUUAACAGAGUAUGGAGAAACAUUAGGAGCAGCUUAUUAUCCAGCAGGAUCAUUAAUAGUAAAAAAAUGGUAUGAUGAAAAUAAAUAUUAUAAAUAUUCAACAAAUCAUCCAAAUUAUGGAUCGCAAAUGUUUACACAAUUAGUCUGGAAAAGCUCGCAACAAAUUGGCAUUGGUGUAGCUACAAAUGAUGAUAUUAUUUUUGUUGUUUGUAAAUUUUAUCCAAAAGGAAAUAUUAAUAAUCAGUAUAUAUACAAUGUUUUCAAAAGAAGAAAGGGUAUAUUAGGUUAA